Molecule: messenger RNA, 831 nt
Organism: Culex pipiens pallens (northern house mosquito)
Lineage: Eukaryota; Metazoa; Arthropoda; Insecta; Diptera; Culicidae
Exons: 2
Coding region: 375-818 (147 amino acids)
Source: RefSeq, a predicted model, not a curated record
UAAAACGGCUUGUCAUUCUCUGUCCACGAUUUCAUAACUCAAUUUCCGUAGAAACUUACCCGAGAUUUAAAAAUAUUUACACAGCAGCGUGACAAAGCUCCCAAACCCCGACACGAAACUUCCGAAACAGUUAGAUGACGUGCGCGCACUCAACUCUACUCUGCAAAGGUCAUCACGCUGCACCACCACCUAACGUCAACUAUUGUCUAUGUUUUGCAUUGGCGCGAUGUGCUCCACAACCCUAAACAUGCCCCGGGGGUACGCGUUAUCGACCCUUUGCUACCCUCAGACAGUAUCCCGCCAGAAUGCCGUAACGGCUGACCUAGGUUCGAGCUCUCGUUGACUUCCGCUUUUUCGGGAAGUUCUUUCGCACAAUGCACCGAUUCCGAGUGACCCAGCUGAACGUUAUCCUGACCACAAUCCUUCUGCAACUACUCCCCAACGUCAACUGCGCCAAGGUGACCUGGCCGGCGCUCGAAAUCCAGUCGGACAACUUCUUCGACCCGCUGAUGACGUCCUUCUCCAAGUUUCCCUUCCACGACAUCUACGAAACUCCGUCGGAUUGUCUGCUCUGCGGCCAGAACAGCCACCAGCAACAGUCACGUGUCCCGUCCUCCAAAUCCUUCCGCGAGUGGACCAAACAGAUCCAGCAAAGCGUGGACACCAGCACCGAGGAGGGUCGUAGCAGGCUGUGCGAGUUCCUGGCGAUGUUUCCCGUUGGAAGGGGCGGCGAUGAAAAGCUUGGUCCCGGUGGAAGGAGACGGUUCUUGCCGCUCAAGCUGAGAAAGCUGCUCAAGUACUGCAGUGCAAAUCAUUGAGCUUGCUGGAAUA